CUUAAUUCAGUGACAAGACAUCUAACCCCGCCCCCUUUUGAAUGAAAGUUCGAAGCAGUCAGCUAGCCAGUACCACUCUGCAUCUCACUCCUGCAUCAGCACCAUGCCCAAGUGUCCUAAGUGCCAGAAGGAGGUCUACUUUGCCGAAAGGGUAACCUCCCUCGGUAAAGACUGGCACAGACCUUGCCUAAAAUGUGAGAAAUGCAACAAAACACUAUCUCCUGGGAGCCAUGCUGAGCAUGAAGGAAAGCCCUACUGCAAUCAACCUUGUUAUGGAGCGCUGUUUGGACCAAAAGGGUUUGGUCGUGGUGGCGCGGAAAGCCACACUUUCAAGUAACAAAAUGGUGUAACCGAACAAUCUGUUGAGAUCUAUCUACUAGCAAGAAUCCCUUGUUUUAACCUGCCUUUUAAUGAUCCCACAAUAUUCACCGGGAAUUGUAUGAGAAUAUGACAAGACGAUGAUCUAGUGCUCUGAAACAUCGUUUAUACUUAGCAAAAAGGAUCAGAAAGAUGGUUAUAUUGUUUCAAUACCACUAAGCUAUGUCAAAUAGACACAAUUUUAUACCCAAGUUUUCAUUUUGUUGUGGAGAAAAAUAAAAUAUUAAGCAGGUGUAUAUGAUUUUUAAUAAAUAAAUGUAAAGGCUUAAUAAAAAAUAUAAUAUGGUGAA
Bombina bombina (fire-bellied toad) is the source of this 668-nucleotide messenger RNA. RefSeq names its product cysteine rich protein 1 (gene CRIP1). NCBI's taxonomy places the organism in Eukaryota, Metazoa, Chordata, Amphibia, Anura, Bombinatoridae. The transcript is spliced from 5 exons. Gene Ontology annotation, molecular function: zinc ion binding. Gene Ontology annotation, biological process: regulation of gene expression; intrinsic apoptotic signaling pathway in response to DNA damage. The coding region runs from base 104 to 337 and encodes 77 amino acids. The record is from RefSeq and is a predicted model, not a curated record.